AGCUGCCUGCCUCUCUCCUCCCUCCCACCAUGUUGCUCAAGGCUGCUCCCCUCUUGCUCCUGCCUCUCGCUGCUGCGGCGGGUGGCAUCCACAAGCUCAAGCUCAACAAGAUCCCCCGCACCCCCAGCAGCCCCGAGCUGGAGGCCGCGUACCUUGCUGAGAAGUAUGGUGGCAACCAGCAGCAACAGCCCAUCUUCGGCGCUGGCGGCGUUGGUCGCAAUGUCCGUCUCGCACGCCCAACACACAGCGAGGACGGCGAGGAGCUGCUCUGGACGCAGGAGGAUGUCCUCCAGGGCGGUCACAGCGUGCCCCUGAGCAACUACCUCAAUGCGCAGUACUUCGCUGAGAUCACCCUCGGCUCGCCUCCCCAGUCGUUCAAGGUCAUUCUCGACACUGGCUCGAGCAACCUCUGGGUGCCCAGCAGCAAGUGCACCUCCAUCGCGUGCUUCCUCCACGCCAAGUACGAGUCGGGCUCGUCGUCGACCUACAAGGCGAAUGGCACAGAGUUCUCAAUCCAGUAUGGCUCGGGCUCCAUGGAGGGCUUCGUGUCGCAAGACACGUUGACCAUUGGUGACAUCACCAUCAAGCACCAGGACUUCGCCGAGGCAACCAAGGAGCCUGGACUCGCGUUCGCGUUCGGCAAGUUCGACGGCAUCCUUGGCCUUGCCUACAACACCAUCUCGGUUAACCACAUCACGCCUCCCUUCUACAGCAUGAUCGACGAGGGUCUUGUUGACUCACCAGUCUUCUCCUUCCGCCUCGGCUCGUCUGAGGCUGAUGGUGGCGAGGCCAUUUUCGGCGGUGUUGACGUCGCCGCAUACAGCGGUGACAUCCACUACGUUCCCGUGCGUCGCAAGGCAUACUGGGAGGUCGAGCUUGAGAAGGUUGCCCUGGGCGAUGACUCGCUUGAGUUGGAGAACACUGGUGCCGCCAUCGACACUGGUACUUCGCUGAUCGCGCUACCCACUGAUAUGGCGGAGAUGAUCAACACCCAGAUCGGAGCGACCAAGUCCUGGAACGGCCAGUACACCGUGGACUGCGCUAAGGUGCCGGACCUUCCGGACCUCACUUUCACGUUCGACGGCAAGGACUACGCACUGAAGGGCACCGACUACAUCCUGGAGGUGCAAGGGACGUGCAUGUCAUCGUUCACUCCCAUGGACAUCCAGAUGCCUGGCGGCGGUUCUCUCUGGAUCGUCGGUGACGUCUUCCUCCGGAAGUACUACACGGUGUACGACGUCGGCAAGGACGCUGUCGGCUUUGCCAAGGCAAAGUAAGCCGUUAGACGGGCGCAGGGUGGCUGAGCAACGGCUAGAUUCGCUUUGGUUCCCCUCCCAGUUUCGUUUGUUUGACACGAGCCUCCUGUACUAUAACUCUCGCAAGUGUUAUCGCACCAUCGCAUACGGAUGUCCUUUAAUGUUACACGAUCCAUGACAUGGACCC
Fomitopsis serialis is the source of this 1443-nucleotide messenger RNA. RefSeq names its product aspartic peptidase A1. Gene Ontology annotation, molecular function: aspartic-type endopeptidase activity. Gene Ontology annotation, cellular component: fungal-type vacuole. The coding region runs from base 30 to 1277 and encodes 415 amino acids. Gene Ontology annotation, biological process: proteolysis. The record is from RefSeq and is a predicted model, not a curated record. NCBI's taxonomy places the organism in Eukaryota, Fungi, Basidiomycota, Agaricomycetes, Polyporales, Fomitopsidaceae. The transcript is spliced from 5 exons.